GAGCCAUCGCAGGCUAGGGUUUAACCGAGCUGCUGCUGCUGCGUGACCAUCCACGAAGAAGCAUAUUUUUGGUUUGGCCAUGGCGACCCAGGCGCGUGAGCUCCCUUCCAAGCAAGAGCUGCCCCGUGAUGACUACGUGGACGACGAGGAGGAGGAAGAGGAGGAGGGGGAGGAGACGUGGGACGACUGGGAGUCGGAUGGCGAUGACGCGGCCGAGGGCGGCGGCGGCGUCCUCUGCCUGUUCUGCAGCUCGCGGUUCGACUCCGAGAGCUCCCUCUUCGCGCACUGUGGCGCCGAGCACCGGUUCGAUUUCCACAAGGUCGUGAGGGAGCUCGGGCUUGAUUUCUACGGGUGCAUCAAGCUCAUAAAUUUUGUUCGGUCCAAGGUUGCGGAGAAUAAGUGUUGGAGCUGUGGCCAAACUUUCGCUUGCAACAGCGAACUAUGCGGCCACUUGCAUGUAGCUGAGACUUCUCAACUUGAGGGGAACGUUCCAUGGGCGGAGGAUUCGUACCUGAAACCUUUCAUGGAAGACGACUCGCUUUUGCAUAGUUUGUCUAUCUUUGAUGAUGACGAUGAGGAGAAGGAUUGUGGAAUGCCAAUGGGAAAAGGAGAGUUUUCAGCGGGCAAUGGGAGGUUAGCUGAACCACAGGACAACUCCCUGAACACAAUUAUAGACGAUUGUUCUGACAUCAGUGCUAGAUUUGAGAAAUCAGUUAGUACCGAAAGUCUUGAUGGAGAUAGCAAUGUGUCUCUUUCUGAGGAACAGAGUGAUAGGCAGCUAAAGAUUACACGCGCUAGUGUUACUGCCAAGGAAAUUAAAAGUGUGGAUGAUAGCUACUUUGGGUCUUAUAGUUCAUUUGGCAUUCAUAGAGAGAUGCUUGGCGACAAAGUAAGAACAGACGCUUACAGGGAUGCCCUUUUGGGCAAUCGUAGCCUCAUGGAUGGAGCAACAGUACUGGAUGUUGGUUGCGGUACAGGAAUUCUAAGUCUUUUUGCAGCGAAGGCUGGUGCAUCCAAAGUUAUUGCUGUUGAUGGCAGUGCAAAGAUGUGUUCCGUAGCUACCCAAGUUGCAAAGAGUAAUGGUCUAUUAUAUGAUGAAAAUGCGUGUAUGGAACAAAAGCGUAGUCCUCAAGUGAUAAGUGUUGUGCAUACCAAAGCUGAAGAGCUGAACAAUAAAAUAAUAAUUCCACCCAAUGGCUUUGAUGUGUUAGUGAGUGAGUGGAUGGGAUACUGCCUGUUGUUUGAAUCCAUGCUCAGUUCAGUUAUAUAUGCACGUGAUCAUUUCCUCAAACCUGGUGGUGCUAUUCUCCCAGAUACGGCAACAAUUCUUGGUGCUGGUUUUGGGAGAGGUGGAACUAGCUUGCCAUUCUGGGAAAAUGUUUAUGGCUUUGACAUGUCAUGUAUUGGCAAAGAAGUAACAGCAAGUUCAGCUCGAUUCCCUGUAGUUGAUAUACUGGCUUCUCAGGAUGUCGUGACAGAUACUGCUGUACUCCAUUCCUUUGAUCUGGCAACUAUGAAGCAAAGCGACAUGGAUUUCACCGCAAGCUUGGAGCUGAAGCUGAGUUCAAGUGGUGCAGCUGUACCAGGAGUAACCUGGUGCCAUGGCAUCGUCUUAUGGUUCGACACGGGCUUCACCAACAGAUUCUGCAAGGACAAGCCCGUCGUCCUCUCGACCUCUCCUUUCUCCACUCCAACUCACUGGUCGCAAACAAUCUUCACCUUUGAAGAGCCCAUCGCGAUGACAAGUGAGGGAUCAGUCGUUGGCUCAUCGGCAUCUGUUGGCACAGCGGGGUGCCCAGCUGUGGCGAUCAGAUGCCGCGUCAGCAUUGUGAGGGCCUCACAGCAUCGCAGCAUAGACAUAUCGAUUGAGACCACAGGGAUCAGCUCAGAAGGCCGUAAGCGCAGCUGGACGGUUCAGACCUUCAACCUUUGAUGUGAGCGAUGGCACGCCUUCAGGAUGAAAUUUCAUCUUUCCCUUUUUUCUACCAUCGAGCUAUUUUGUUGGCCACAGCAAGUUUUGCCAUGAUCGAGUUCUGGAGUUGUAUUUGCUGAAAGGCGAGCACCUGUAGUUCCGUUGAAGACAAAAGCGAACUGAGUGUAGAUUUUGUAGUGGACAUAUUCCAGAUACAUCUUCGUAUCAAUUAAUUGAACCAGAUGAGGUUGGGUAUGGGGUUUCACUGAUGUAACAUGAAGGCAAUUCUUUCGCUGCAGCUGAUUAGUGCUAUCAUUGUUGCUUCGUGAAAUCGAAGAUUGACAUACAGAUGUACUGUAACUUUUGUAAUGAGGUUUGAGAAUUUCAUGAUGAGAUACAGAUGUACUGUGACAAGUUCUUUUCA
This is a messenger RNA of Brachypodium distachyon (stiff brome), 2336 nucleotides long. RefSeq names its product probable protein arginine N-methyltransferase 3. Gene Ontology annotation, molecular function: protein-arginine N-methyltransferase activity. The transcript has 7 exons. NCBI's taxonomy places the organism in Eukaryota, Viridiplantae, Streptophyta, Magnoliopsida, Poales, Poaceae. The record is from RefSeq and is a predicted model, not a curated record. Gene Ontology annotation, biological process: peptidyl-arginine methylation. The coding region runs from base 80 to 1933 and encodes 617 amino acids.